AUGUCAGGAGUCAAAACCUAUACAUCUGCGCCGGUGAACGCCAACGCCAGCGCCAGCGCAUCUGACCAAGGCACAACCCCAGAUACCACAACCGCCACUGCAAUGGAGUCAUCCUCCGAACCACCCAGCGCCACAACAGCACCAACAGCAUCAGCGCCAGAACCAGUAACAGCACCAGCAACAACCACAACCACAGCUCCCGCACAGAACCUACCACCACCACCACCCGCACAACCUGGCGCCGCACCACCGGGCCCAACCCCAGCACCACACUCAGAAGAACCCUCCUCAACCUCCUUCCCUGAAUCCGCAACAUCCAUCACACGCACACCUCCAGCUCCUCAACCAGUCUCUAGACCCGAGCAUCCAACAAAGACAGGCUCUGUUGCGCCUCCGCCCAAGGCAGGUGAGGUUCAUAAUUCUCCUCCUGCACCGGCGCCUGCGUCUGCACCUGCGCCUAGAGCGUAUGCACAGCCAUACUCGUUUACACCUGCUACGCCUAAUUCGACAUCUGCGUCGUAUGGCUCUGUGUAUCCUACUUCGGCGGGGAGGCCUCAGUUACCGUUUAGUGGGGGGAGUGGGAGUGGUGGGGGAGCGGAUAGUAUCUUUCCUCAGGAGGAGGAGGGGUUUAUUGGGGCGGCGAAGGGGUGGAUGCGGUGGGGGGGGGGAAGCUUGUUGAGGUUGAGAAGGAGGUUUGGAAGAAGAUUAAUGAUGUGCAUGAAAAGUGAUUUGGGCUCCAAGGUUGGGGAUUGA
This is a messenger RNA of Penicillium brevicompactum, 753 nucleotides long. RefSeq lists its product as uncharacterized. The transcript has a single exon. Bases 1 to 753 code for a protein of 250 amino acids. The record is from RefSeq and is a predicted model, not a curated record. Lineage: Eukaryota; Fungi; Ascomycota; Eurotiomycetes; Eurotiales; Aspergillaceae.